AUGGCUGGCCGUGUGCUGUUGGUGUGUGCCCUCUGCGUGUUGUGCUGCGCCGGCGGCGGUGCCGGUGCGUGGGGCGGCGGCUACUGCACGGAUAGUGACUGGAGGGGCUUGAGGGCCGUCGCGAAGGACAUGACGGAGGCGGAGAUUGAGGGAAAGUACUGCAGCCGCAAGCCAGAGUUUGCGCAGGGGCUGCGGGUGAUUCCGCAGGCUGUUGGUGGUGAAGGUCUUUCUACAGGCACCGGCGCGAGUGGUCCGAGCAGCGGCGAAGGAGACAAUUUUCAUACCGAGGAAGGACUGCAGCGUACAGGCAACCAAAAUCUGUCCAGUGAUGCAAGUGGGAGUAGCCGAUUGG
Molecule: messenger RNA, 352 nt
Organism: Trypanosoma rangeli
Lineage: Eukaryota; Euglenozoa; Kinetoplastea; Trypanosomatida; Trypanosomatidae
Exons: 1
Source: RefSeq, a predicted model, not a curated record